AUGGCGCCACCCGUGACUAAGAGAAGGAAGCUUGAGCACAGCGAUGAGGAGAGUGGGAGUGAGGGCAGCUUUGCUGAUUUCGACGAGGUGAACGGUGGGGAGGUGGAUGGCAGCGCGCAAGAAGAUGAUUCCAUGGGCGAGCUGGAGGCGUUGGAAGAUGUUGAGGAAGGUGUGAGCGACGAGGAGGAUGACGAGGCUGUGAGCGACCAGGAGGACAAAGAGUCUGACGAGGAAGAAGAGGCGCCCCAGGAAGCAAAGAAGCAGGCGCCCGCGCCAAAGCCAGCCUCUGCACCGAAGCCACACAAGCGGCCUGCAUUGAGCCUGCAAGACGGCGUGUACACGGCCGAGACGUUCAAGUCGAACAUGUUCAAGCUGCAGGUUGACGAGCUGCUGGAGGAAGUCAAGCCAAAGUACGGCAAGAAGCAGGCUCUGGCUGAGACGGCUAUGCGCACGCUGAAGACUAUCAUCGAGCAGAUACCCAGCAGGGCCGCGCUGCCAGUUCCCGAAGCCGAGAAGGCCCUCAAGGCUGCUGGAGUGGCCACGCCCUUUCCCAGCCCCCGCCCGCCCAAAGACGCAAUGUACAAGCUGCAGUACGACCGUCCUGCGAGCAUCAACGCCACCGGCAGCUACCCGCUCAAGACUGCGACGCACACGGACAGUGGGCUCGCCAUCGACCUGGUCGUCACUAUGCCCAAGGCCCUGUUCCAGGACAAGGACUACCUCAACCACCGAUACUUCUACAAGCGCGCAUACUACCUGGCUUGUCUGGCUGCCGGUAUCAACGCGGCAAAAGAGCACAAGUUCGUCCUCUCGUUCGACACUCUGAAUGGGAACCAACUCCAGCCCAUCAUCGUUGUGCGCCCCAGCGGCAAUGGCGAUGCAGACGACUUUUCGGCCUCGAAGUGCAGGAUCAAUAUCCUGGUGGCGUUGCCUGAGGACUCGUUUGCGCAGAACAAACUCUCUCCAAGCUCCAACUGCGUGCGACCCAAGGGAAAUGAAGACGAGGCUCCUAGCAAAGCGCUCGCACCGACGCCCUUCUACAACAGCACGCUGCAGUCGGAUGCCAAUAUCACCCCAUACCUCAAGCUACUGCACGCUACAGCCUCCAAGGCGGAUGCAUACAAGGACGCGUGCAUACUCGGCCGAGUUUGGUUGCAGCAGCGCGGAUUCGGCACCCGACUGCGUCAAGGAGGGUUUGGCAACUUCGAAUGGGCCGUUCUCAUGGCUCUUCUGCUACAGUCUGACUCGGGUGUUGGCGCGCAAGCACUUUCCCCGGGAUACAGCAGCUAUCAGCUGUUCAAGGCAACCCUCCAGUUCCUGGCACGCCAUGAUCUGGCUAAGAAGCCUUUUAUCCUGCAGGCACACAAUGUCACCGUCCCAAAAACUGGCACAACUCCAGUUCUAUUCGACGGACCCCGAGGUCAGAACGUGUUGUUCAAGAUGACGCAUUGGUCGUUUGCUCGUCUUCGCCUCGAGGCAAAGGCUACCGUCGACAUGUUGAGUGACGCUGUGUUUGAUCACUUCGACUCAGCAUUCAUCCUCAAGACUGAGUUGUUGACAUACAGAUAUGAUGCGACUGUCGAGAUCCCUCUCUCGGCGUUUGAGUUGCCAACGGGCGAGGACUACGACGAGAAGUUCGCCAGCACCUGCCGAAAGCUUUACAACACCUUGACUCGCGCGUUGACGGAUCGAAUUACGGCACUGUCAUUCACUCUUCCUGGUGAAAACAAUUGGUCCGUCUCCUCGAAGCGUCCUCACGAGAACCAGCGAAAGAGCAUCCUGGUGAGUUUCGCAACGGACCCAGCAAACGCUAGCCGAACCGUCGACCAUGGACCGUCGGCGGAAAACAAGCAGGAGGCUGCCGCUUUCCGCAAAUUCUGGGGCGACAAGUCUGAGCUCAGACGAUUCAAGGAUGGCAGCAUUCUCGAGAGUGUGGUCUGGUCGGCAAAGGACAAGUCUGUGGUUGAGCAAAUCGUUCGCUACUGCCUCAAGCAACAUGCUGGUGUUGACGCUGAGGAGCAAGUCAAGUUCAGCGGCGAUGUUUUUGCGCACUUGAUCAGUGCUGGUCGUAUCCAGGGAGCGUCUGGAGUUGCGCCUUUCCUUCCCAUCAUGAAUGCCUUUUCUGCUUUGGAGAAGGACAUUCGUGAUCUGGAAGACCUGCCGCUCCAGCUGCGUCACAUCAGAGCUGCGGAUCCACAACUUCGUUACGCUUCAGUGGAUCCUCCGUCUCCUGGGCAUUCUCCUGCGUCGGUUGUGCUCCAGUUCGAGGCAUCCGGGCGCUGGCCUGACGAUCUGUGCGCUAUUCAGCGGACGAAGAUUGCCUUUCUUCUGAGGAUGUCUGACCUCUUGUCAAACUUGGAGUCAGAAUACGUUUCUCGUGUUGGUCUUGAGAACCCAUCGCAGCCAGCCACGAACCAGGCGUUCUUGGACGUCACUGUCGCGUCGGGUUUCACAUUCCGCAUCCGCAUAUACCAUGACCGCGAAGUCACACUCUUCGAACGCCAACUGAAAGACAAGACUCUUGACGCUCCAUCGCGCGAAUCUGCCGCUGCUUCGCUUGCUCUGUACAAACGCGAGUUUGUCAACACACCGCUGCACUCGCAGGUGUUGCAAACGCUCAGCACGCGCUUCCCAGCUCUCUCGCCCUCGAUACGACUGACCAAGCGAUGGUUCGCAUCGCAUCUUCUAUCGCCUCACUUUGCGCCCGAGCUGAUCGAGCUACUUGUCAUCCGAACAUUCCUCCAACCGCAUCCAUGGCCCGUCCCCUCCACCGCAACCACCGGGUUCUUGAGGACAUUAGCCUGGAUCGGCCGAUGGGAUUGGCGCCACGUCCCCCUUGUCGUAGACUUCUCAUCGACCUUCACCAACAACCCAGCCGAUCUAGAAGACGCAACCCCGAAAGGCAUGAAGUCCGAAGACCUCGAGAGACUACAAACCCGCUUCGAAGCAUGGCGCCGCAUCGAUCCAGCCAUGAACCGCGUCGUCCUCUUCGCAGCCUCCAACCUCGACGAAGAAGGCACGACAUGGACGGACAAAGCGCAGCCCGAGAAAGUCGUCGCCGCGCGCCUCACCGCCCUAGCUAAAGCCGCUACCCAGGCCAUCCGCGCAGACGAAGCCCGUCUGCUGUCCCACACCCACACGGGACGUAAAGACGGAGAUGAAGACGAAGAAAUCACCGCAGUUACAACCUCCCUCUUCACAACAACAACAUCCCACUACGACAUCACCAUCCACAUCGCCCCCAAAUACACCCUCAACCCCCCCGCCUCCAGGAAACGCAAAGCGGAGCGCUCGUUCAAGAACAUCGCUCUCCAGCACGAAACGCGCCACGUCCCCGCCUCUACGCCGCUGCCGCUCCUUUUCGCGCAGGACCUCAGAGCCGUGUAUGGCGACGCGGUGCUGUGGUUCUGGGACCCGGAGACGAUGGAUAGGAUUGUUGGGCUGUGGAAUCCGGUUGUUACGGGGCAGAGGAGCUGGAAGGUUAGGCCUGGGUGGAAUGCUGAGCCUGUGCGGGCGAGGGGGAAGGGGAAGGAUGGUGGGGAGGGGGAGGUGGAUGUUAGGGUUAAUAAGGGGGCGGUUGUGGGUGAGAUUGCGAGGUUGGGUGGGGAGUUGAUUGCGAGGAUUGAGGUUCGGGAGUGAGGGUUUGAUGGGUAGUUGGGUGUGUGUGUCGUACUAGACGUGUAUUGAUUGGUUCUCCAGAGAGAUGGCUACUGGUCUAUGUGGUUGUGCGAAAAAGGAGGCGUCAAUAGCAUGUACAUGUAUACAUAUAAUCCACCGAUCUACUCUAUCCACAUCAAACACAUACUUUCAUACCAGACUACCUCCCCCAUUCAUUUCCCCGCAUCCCUAAUCCCCCACUUCCCAACCUCCUGCAUGGCCUUCUCGCCGCCCUCAGCCAAGCUCGGAUCCUUCAACACACCAGCAAGACACUGC
This is a messenger RNA of Dothidotthia symphoricarpi CBS 119687, 3933 nucleotides long. RefSeq names its product Nrap protein. Gene Ontology annotation, biological process: rRNA processing; tRNA export from nucleus. Lineage: Eukaryota; Fungi; Ascomycota; Dothideomycetes; Pleosporales; Dothidotthiaceae. Gene Ontology annotation, cellular component: CURI complex; UTP-C complex; small-subunit processome. The record is from RefSeq and is a predicted model, not a curated record. The transcript has 2 exons. Bases 1 to 3639 code for a protein of 1212 amino acids.